This is a messenger RNA of Eremothecium cymbalariae DBVPG#7215, 1629 nucleotides long. It is a transcript of the gene HTS1, whose product is annotated as histidine--tRNA ligase. Gene Ontology annotation, cellular component: cytoplasm; mitochondrion. The record is from RefSeq and is a predicted model, not a curated record. The transcript has a single exon. NCBI's taxonomy places the organism in Eukaryota, Fungi, Ascomycota, Saccharomycetes, Saccharomycetales, Saccharomycetaceae. Gene Ontology annotation, molecular function: histidine-tRNA ligase activity; ATP binding. The coding region runs from base 1 to 1629 and encodes 542 amino acids. Gene Ontology annotation, biological process: histidyl-tRNA aminoacylation; mitochondrial translation.
AUGCUCAGUCCUAAGAUCAAUUUAAAAUCGUCAAUUAGGUUAUUUGGUAGAACUAUGUCCCAAAAUAAAGAAGCUGGAAGCCGUAUUGCAUCGGGUAACGACAAUAAAACGAAAAAGGAAUCAGCCAAAAACGCUAAGUUGCAAGUCUCCUUAAAGACGCCUAAGGGCACCAAGGACUGGGCUGACAAAGAUAUGGUGAUCAGGGAUGCUAUGUUCAGCAAGCUUUCGAACAUUUUUAAGAGACAUGGCGGUGUGACUAUUGAUACACCGGUGUUUGAGUUGAAGGAAAUUCUUGCCGGUAAGUAUGGCGAGGAUUCUAAGUUGAUCUACGAUUUGCAAGAUCAGGGUGGUGAACUGUGUUCUUUGCGUUAUGAUCUAACUGUUCCAUUUGCUAGAUAUGUUGCAAUGAAUAAUAUCCAAAACAUUAAAAGAUAUCACAUCGCCAAGGUUUAUAGAAGAGACCAACCUGCCAUGACCAAAGGACGUAUGAGAGAGUUCUAUCAAUGUGAUUUUGAUGUAGCAGGUACAUAUGAAAGUAUGGUGCCAGAUGCGGAGUGUCUGUCAAUACUAGUUGAAGGGCUAACCAGUUUAGGUAUUAAAGACUUCAAGAUCAAAUUGAAUCAUAGAAAAAUCUUGGAUGGUAUUUUCCAGAUAUCUGGCGUGACGAAUGAUGAUGUAAGAAAAAUAUCUUCAGCUGUGGACAAAUUAGACAAGUCACCUUGGGAAGUUGUAAGAAAGGAAAUCACUGUUGAGAAAGGGCAAUCAGAAGAGACCGCUGAUAAGAUUGGUGAUUAUGUUAAAUUGCAUGGUUCUUUGAGCGAAGUCUAUCAAAUUCUAUCGAAGGACGAAGGUAUUCAAGCUAACGAAAAGGCUAAAGAGGGUUUAGCAGAUAUUGAAACCCUGAUGAAGUAUACUGAAGCUUUUGAUAUUACUAACUAUAUCUCAUUUGACUUAUCUUUGGCCAGAGGUUUAGAUUAUUAUACGGGUCUCAUCUAUGAAGCUGUCACUUCUGCUUCAGCCCCCCCAACCAAUGCUCAAGAAUUGAAGGCAAAGGCGAAGAAUUCUGAAGAUGCAUCUGAUUAUGUUGGCGUUGGUUCUAUUGCUGCGGGUGGCCGCUACGACAAUUUGGUUAACAUGUUUAGUGAAGCAUCCGGUAAGAAGUCUGCCUCAAUUCCGUGUGUUGGUGUAUCUUUUGGUGUUGAAAGGAUUUUCUCUUUGAUAAAACAAAGGGCCACGGAAGUUUCUGUUGUGAGGCCAAAAGCCACUCAAGUGUUUGUGAUGGCUUUCGGUGGUGGCAAAGAUUGGACCGGCUAUCUACCUGAAAGAAUGAAGGUAGCCAAGGAAUUAUGGAACGCAGGCAUCGAAACAGAGUAUGUUUACAAAUCUAAGGUUAAUCCAAGGAGACAAUUCGAGGCCGCCGAAAAGUCUGGUUGUCCACUUGCAGUUAUUCUGGGUAAGGAGGAGUAUUUGGAAGGCAAGUUACGUGUGAAGAAGUUGGGACCAAAGUUCGCUGAUGAUGAAGGUGAAUUAGUGGAUGUGACCCAGCUUCUUACCAAGAUUAGGGAAAAGUUGGCGGAAACCCAUAUAGACGGCAUUGAUGAAAUUGCUCGUUUACUUCAAAGUGUUUGA